GUCCAUCUGAAUACAGCACGGUGAGCCAAGGUGAGCUACUGACGCAGGUAAGACCGCAGGAGGUAACCACAAAAAGAAGAUGUCCGACAGAGCCCUGGAGAUGGAGGAGUGUGUGACACAAACGGGACCGAAGGGAGUGAUCAACGACUGGAGAAGGUUUAAGCUGGAGAGCAUGGACCAGGAGAGCCUGCCGCCCGCCAAGAGGGAACUCCUCCGACAGAUGUCAUCUCCACAGAAGCCUCACGACAAAUCAAAUGUCAACCGCAAGAUGAGCAUCCAGGAGUACGAGUUGCUGAAGGAGGAGGACGAAGCCAGUCUGAAGAAGUACCGAAAGCAGUGCAUGCAGGAGAUGCACGAGAAGCUCAGCUUCGGGCCCAAGUUUGAAGGCGUGCACGAGUUGGACAGUGGUGAGGCUUUCCUGGAGGUCAUCGAGAAGGAGCACCAUUCCACGGUGGUGGUGGUCCACAUUUACAAGGCGGGGGUCAAAGGGUGCGAGGAGCUGAACGGAUGCCUUGACUGCCUGGUCACCGAGUACCCCACCGUCAAGUUCUGCAGGAUCGACGCGGUGGCCUCGGGCGCUGGGGAGCGGUUCUCCGACGACGUUCUGCCCACGCUGCUGGUGUACAAGGCCGGAGAGCUGCUGGGGAACUUCCUGGCCUGCUGCAAGCACCUCAACGAGGAGUUCUUUGCCACCGACGUGGAGGCUUUCCUCAACGGCUACGGCCUGCUGCCAGAGAAGGAGAUGCCUGGGUUGGAUAGUGAGGACAACGAUGUGGAGUGAGGAGGACUGUGUGAGGGUUAGGGGUCGGGACAGUUUGUUUAAGGGUGAAUAGAAAAGGCGAUACGUUCACUGUAGCUUAACGGUGUUCAAGAGUGUAUUUGAAUGCAAAUUGGUUUGCAGCCAUAUUGUGAAGCAAUGUAAAUAUCAGUGGUAAAAGAGGACUGAAGGGAAUUGGCUAAAUGUAGCGGCAUAUUAUGGACCACAUUUAGUUGUUUGCUCAAAUGCAAAUCACAACCAAUUCAAGUAAAAAACUAAACACAUUUUAUUUUUCUAAUUAUAUAUUUAUGUUAAAUAGCUGUUAACUACUGUUUUUAAUUUUGAUUUGAAUAUAAACUCUGUCUUACACAUUAAGUAUGCAAGACAUCAUCAGCAGAAAUGAAUUAAAACUGAAAGUUUAAAGAAGUAAGUGCUGCCGCUGCGUCAGCUCGCUGCUACUCAUCAGUGUCUAAACCAGCCGCUGCAACCGUCAUCUGAAGAAGAGCUCCCAUUGGUCCAGGACAUUUAUAAAUACUGUCAUCAUGCUUCCUGUGUAUACUAGUGUGGAGGUGGAUGAGGCUCUCUGUACGACAGCACUUGGUUAGGAAACACUGUUGUUGUGGGAACCACUGUAAUGGAUCAUAGCGAUGGUCACUCUCUUUUUUAUGAGGAAUAUGCGAUGAACGUACAAUUCUACACUGUAAUGGAAUUCUAAUUGAAAUACUAAAGCUGUU
Molecule: messenger RNA, 1491 nt
Organism: Gadus chalcogrammus (walleye pollock)
Lineage: Eukaryota; Metazoa; Chordata; Actinopteri; Gadiformes; Gadidae
Gene: pdcb
Product: phosducin b
Exons: 4
Coding region: 80-781 (233 amino acids)
Biological process (GO): regulation of G protein-coupled receptor signaling pathway
Source: RefSeq, a predicted model, not a curated record